AUGUGCCGUGCAUAUAUCAAAAGGAACAGUAUCAAAUGCAAAACCCCAAGCUCGGUUCAUCUAGGGAGGCGCAAAGCUUCAUACUUUUUAGGAUUCCACGGCCAGACCAGACUUAUUACGGUCACCCCUGACGCGAUCAUUCCAUCAGUAAAUGAACCGAUCGAGGCCAGUGGAGGAUCAAGAAGACGCAGGAGCGAUUUAUUUGACUCUCGUGGGCGACGUCAGUGUGUCACCUGGGAAACAAUGACAGACGAGGAACGGGAGGAAGUGCAGAGAAUGAAAAGGUGA
This is a messenger RNA of Ostertagia ostertagi, 288 nucleotides long. NCBI's taxonomy places the organism in Eukaryota, Metazoa, Nematoda, Chromadorea, Rhabditida, Trichostrongylidae. The record is from the annotation of a GenBank genome assembly.